Monodelphis domestica (gray short-tailed opossum) is the source of this 3672-nucleotide messenger RNA. RefSeq names its product ATP binding cassette subfamily D member 4 (gene ABCD4). Gene Ontology annotation, biological process: fatty acid beta-oxidation; long-chain fatty acid import into peroxisome; very long-chain fatty acid catabolic process. Gene Ontology annotation, molecular function: ATP binding; long-chain fatty acid transmembrane transporter activity; ATP hydrolysis activity. The record is from RefSeq and is a predicted model, not a curated record. Gene Ontology annotation, cellular component: peroxisomal membrane. NCBI's taxonomy places the organism in Eukaryota, Metazoa, Chordata, Mammalia, Didelphimorphia, Didelphidae.
CUAGCCCGAGCCGCCUGCGCGCGCGCGCCCCGCGGAGGCCGGGACUCUGCCCUGGGAGGAGCCGGGCGCGCGCUUCGCUCCAGCACCGGCUUCAUGACGCCCCCGCGGGCAGCAAGGGGGAACCCCGAAGCCGCCUCGAGGCCCCGACUGGACCUGCAGUUUCUCCGACGCUUCCUAAAGAUACAGUCCAUCUUGUUUCCCUAUUGUUCAUCACAGAAUGUGUUGAUGUUCCUGACCCUUCUUUGUGUCACCCUGCUGGAGCAACUGGUCAUCUACCAGGUGGGACUAAUACCCAGUCAAUACUAUGGUGUCCUAGGAAACAAGGAUCUGGACGGAUUCAAGUCCUUGACAUCUUUAGCCCUUUUUCUCAUCGUGCUCAAUUCCACACUGAAGAGCUUUGACCAGUUUAUCUGUAACUUGUUGUAUGUGAACUGGAGGAAGGACCUUACUGAGUACCUUCAUUGCCUUUACUUCCGGGGCCGAAUUUACUAUACCCUCAACGUGAUUCGAGACGACAUCGAUAAUCCGGACCAGCGCAUCAGUCAAGAUGUAGAGAGAUUCUGUCGGCAACUCAGCACCAUGGCCAGCAAGCUGAUCAUCUCCCCCUUCACCAUCACUUACUACACAUAUCAGUGCUUUCAAAGCACAGGCUGGCUUGGGCCAGUGAGCAUCUUUGGCUAUUUUGUCCUGGGGACCGUGGUGAACAAAGUCCUGAUGGGCCCUAUUGUUUCAAAGCUGGUGCAGCAGGAGAAACUGGAAGGAGAUUUCAGGUUUAAGCACGUGCAGCUUCGGGUGAAUGCUGAGCCAGCAGCUUUCUAUAGAGCUGGGCAUGUGGAACAUGUAAGAACGAAUUAUAGGCUGCAGAAACUCCUACGGAUUCAGAAGGAGCUCAUGUCCAAGGAACUUUGGCUCUAUAUUGGCAUCAACACAUUCGACUACUUGGGCAGCAUCCUGAGUUAUGUGGUUAUUGCAAUCCCCAUCUUCAGUGGCGUCUAUGGAGACCUGACCCCAGCAGAGCUAAGCACUCUGGUUAGCAAGAAUGCCUUUGUGUCCAUUUACCUCAUUGGUUGCUUCAGUCAACUCAUUGACCUCUCGACAACUGUCUCCGAUGUGGCUGGUUAUACACACAGAAUUGGGGAAUUGCAAGAGGCCCUGCUAGCUAUGUCUCUAAGUUCUCAAGACUCUGAGUCAGAAGAUCUGGAUAAAUGGGAAUUUGAUGAGGCCCCGGGCUCAAAGGUAGCAGACACAGCCUUUCUCCUGGACCGGGUCUCCAUUUCAGUCCCCUUCUCUGACAAGCCAGUGAUCAAGGAUCUGAGUCUGAGAAUUUCCCAGGGGCAGAGUCUGCUGAUCAUGGGAAACACAGGCACAGGAAAGACCUCCCUGCUCAGAGUCCUGGCUGGCUUGUGGGAGAGCAUGCGUGGUACUGUAGAGAUGCUGACGUUUUUCGGUCCUCAUGGAGUGCUGUUUCUGCCUCAGAGACCCUUUUUCACAGAUGGGACCUUGCGUGAGCAGGUAAUUUAUCCUUUGAAAGAGAUCUACCCAGUAUCAGGUUCUGCUGAUGAUGAGAGGAUCAUGAGGUUCUUGGAAUUAGCUGGCCUGUCGAGUCUGGUGACAAGGACAGGCGGACUGGACCAACAGGUAGACUGGAACUGGUAUGAUGUUUUGUCCCCAGGAGAGAUGCAAAGACUCUCUUUUGCCCGGCUCUUCUAUUUGCAACCUAAAUAUGCAGUGCUGGAUGAGGCAACCAGUGCUUUGACAGAAGAGGCAGAGAGCGAGCUCUACCGAAUCUGCCAACAACUGGGCAUGACACUCAUCAGCGUGGGCCAUCGAAAAAGUCUGGAAAAGUUCCACUCCUCAGUUCUGAAACUUUGCGGAGGAGGUAAAUGGGAAUUGAGCGUCCCCCAGGAAGAACGAAGCGGCCGGAGAGCUGGGCCUCCCCUGCAGGAGGGGGCCGGGCCUCCAGGAGGACGGGUUGAGUGAGAGGGCCUAGGCCUCUGAGGAGAGGAGACUCCUGUGGCCUGAAGGCCUCUGCCACGGGCUUCAUUUCCCUGGGCACAGCCUCUCUCCCCAGUGCCUUUUUUGGGAAAUAUCCCAUCUCAGCCAGAACCCUGAACUCUUUAAAUGGUUCAUUAUACAAGUAUUUUCUUUCUUUCUUUUUUUAAACCCCUUACCUUCCAUAUUAGAACCAAUACUGUGUAUUGGUCCUAAGGCAGAAUUGUGGCAAGGCCUAGGCCUUGGGGGUUAAGUGACUUGCCCAGGACCUCCCAGCUAGUCUCUAGGCCUGGCUGUUCCUCCACUGAGCCACCUCACUGCCCCUGUGUAAUCGUAUUCUCCAAAGAACCACUUUCAGGCCCUCAGACAUAGGGCUUCUCAAAGAGCCCUGAUCCGGGCCUUUUCUUCUGCUCCCGGCUCUGCCACCAGCUAGGCCCCGUCUGACUUUGUACAAGGGCCUCCGUUUUCUCCUCUGUAAAGUGAAAGGGCUGGAUUAGACGGGAGAGAAGAAGUAUUUCUAUAGCCCUUCUAUAGCCUUUCUAUAGCUGUGCAAAGGGCUUUUUUUACCCAUAUUGUCUCAUUUGAAUCUCACAACUAGCUUGUGGGGUAGGUGCUAUUAUUAUCUCCACUGUACAGUGGAGGAAACUGGAAAACAGAGGUUUCAGGGCCUUGCCCAGGGCCAUCUAGCUAGUAAGAGUUUGAGUCUGAUUAUGGACUCAGGUCUUCUUGACUUCCGGCCCAGAGCUCUCAGCACUGGCCUUCCUAGAGCGCUCUAGGCUCCAGAAAUGGUAGUGAACUGCAUGACAAAAAAGUUUAGAUUUUAAAUCUUUCAUUCUUCACUUUAAUUUUAUAACCACUUCAAAUUUCAACUUGGUUUUUUAAUGUUACUCAAAUUAUUUUAAAGUGUAAAAUUGCAAGCCGAAAAACUGCUGCUUCUCCCAGAUUUUUGCUUUUAUUGAACAAAUAACUGCAGGCCCUUUUUUUUUUUUUUUUUUGGAGAGAAUAGUGUUCCAUUCUGUGAGACAUUGUCUCUUGGGAAUUACAAGUCCUGAAGUCUUUUCUCUCCUCUCCUGCCUUAGAAAUUAUCCUUUUUUUUUUAAAUUCUUACCUUCCACCUUAGAAUCAGUACUGUGUAUUGGUUCUAAAGCAGAAGAGCAGUACUUGGGUUAGGGCUAGGCAAUGAGGGUUAAGUGACUUGUCCAGGGUCACGCAGCUAGGAAGUGUCUGAGGUCAGAUCUGAACCUAGGACCUCCCGUCUCUAGAUCUGGCUUUCAAUCCAGUUGCCCCCAAUCAUCCUCAUUCUGAUGGUGGCUGUGAGUGGUAGUGAUCUGAGGAAGACCCCUGCCUUCUGUGCACCAUUUUCUUUAGUGGUCAGCUCAGACCAAAAGAAAGAAAUUGAGGAACACUACAAUAAUUGGUCACACCAGGUAAUUUCCCAUUUGAAUUUACACAAUGAAUUUUGUAUGUGACUUAAAGGUUUGGAAAUUUCCCCUUCUCUUUGCUCACCCAGACUCUUAACUUCAUUUAGAUUUUAAACAUCUUUUGCUGGGAUAACUUUUUAUUACAGACCUGACAAACAUGAACAAAUAAUGCAAAGAGGUUAUAUGUAUGAAGCUGUGAAUCAUUGCAUAGAGUAUUUCUUUUAAAAAUAUUAUUAAAAUUAAAUAGUUGUACCAACAA